AAGGCUUAUGUCUACGAUUUCCUUUUUGUUUUUGUAGGCUGAUAUAUUUUUCCACCGGAAGUUAGAAAUGUUUAUAUUAGUAACUCUCGCGAGAAAACUCACGUUAACUACUUUGACUGAACGCGGGAAUCUCAUGCAAAUGAUCUCGCAGACCCGGGAACACACUGAAGCAGAUUGUUAGUGGAAGUUUGUAGUGUCGUCCUUUAAUUAUCAAUUACUUAGUUUUUAGUAGGUUUUAAUUUUUUAUUGUACUGUAGGUUUUUAAUUGUGCAUACUUUGCCAACAUGCCCGUCCUAGAAGUCACAGAUGCUUCUGCAGUUUCUCCAUCAAAGAGAACAAAGACAGAAAAAAACCCUGCACAGGAAAGACCUGUCCUCAAAUUUGCAAAACUUUCUGAGCAUGCUACGACCCCGACCAGAGGCUCAGCUAAAGCAGCAGGUUAUGACCUCUACAGUGCGUAUGAUUACUCCAUUUCUCCUAUGGAUAAGGCCAUUGUAAAGACAGACAUUCAGAUAGCAGUUCCACAUGGCUGCUAUGGGAGAGUGGCACCAAGAUCUGGACUGGCAGCAAAACACUUCAUUGAUGUUGGUGCUGGAGUUGUAGAUGAGGACUACAGAGGAAAUGUGGGUGUUGUGCUGUUCAACUUUGGCAAAGAGACGUUUGAAGUGAAAAAGGGCGACAGAGUUGCUCAGCUGGUGUGUGAGAGGAUCUGCUACCCAGAUCUGGUGCAGCAAGAGACACUCGAUGAAACAGACCGUGGCGCUGGAGGUUUUGGAUCAACUGGAACCAACUGAAACCCUCAUGUGUUUUUAAAAUAUGUUAGUCUUAACUUUGAUAAAAUAAGAAAUAAAGUUUUGUUUUAUAUUUGA
Molecule: messenger RNA, 869 nt
Organism: Neolamprologus brichardi
Lineage: Eukaryota; Metazoa; Chordata; Actinopteri; Cichliformes; Cichlidae
Source: RefSeq, a predicted model, not a curated record